AUGCCUCCCACUCAUUCCUCGAUUCCUGGUCGAGAUGUCACGACAAACCUCCAGUACCUAUCCAGCCUAGCAGGCAAGGGUAGCGACAACGAGACACUUCUCGCACUGGACGCCCAGAUCAGCAAAGCAUUGGACCGUGACGGCAAAGACAACCCUAAUGCUCCCAUCGAGCGGCUUAUGUGGCUAGUCGCUUUCUGGCAAGAUCUGGCGGUAACUCAUUCUGAACUUCUGGAGCGCGCCAUGGGGGAAGAAGCAAAGCCAAUGAUUGCGAGACUUGUGACUAUGCAGAAGCUCACAUUUGAGGAAGUUGAGGACGUGAAGCGAGCUGUCGCGGAAGGGAACCCCGGCGAGAAUGCAGUGUCGGGAAGUGACAAGUGCCCCGAACUAGAUGUCGACAAAGAAGACGAAAGCACCUCAGCUUCGGAUGGUUCCGACGACUACAUUCUAGUCUCAGCUGCUGAGGCGGAGGCCACCGUCAGUGCUGUUACGACUGAAUUCGGAGACGAUGAGCUUGGAGCCAGGUACAACGGAGCAAGCAACGCCAACGAUCUUGGGGGUCCCUGGGGAGACAGCGUUGCGGAACACAUGGACGAUUUCGAGGAGUUCACUGUCAUUGCCGCCGAAGAGACUACAGGCGAGAAUGGUACUGUCGGUGUCACGACGAAGAGCGAGAAAGAGUGA
This is a messenger RNA of Westerdykella ornata, 681 nucleotides long. RefSeq lists its product as uncharacterized. The record is from RefSeq and is a predicted model, not a curated record. The coding region runs from base 1 to 681 and encodes 226 amino acids. The transcript has 2 exons. Lineage: Eukaryota; Fungi; Ascomycota; Dothideomycetes; Pleosporales; Sporormiaceae.